Chroicocephalus ridibundus (black-headed gull) is the source of this 1510-nucleotide messenger RNA. It is a transcript of the gene XKR8, whose product is annotated as XK related 8. Gene Ontology annotation, biological process: phosphatidylserine exposure on apoptotic cell surface; engulfment of apoptotic cell; apoptotic process involved in development. The record is from RefSeq and is a predicted model, not a curated record. Gene Ontology annotation, cellular component: plasma membrane. The transcript has 3 exons. Lineage: Eukaryota; Metazoa; Chordata; Aves; Charadriiformes; Laridae. Bases 48 to 1265 code for a protein of 405 amino acids.
CCUCCCCCGGUCCGUCCGUCCCCCCCGUCCGUCCCCUCCCGCCGCCGAUGGCGCCGCGGUUCGGUCCGCUGCAGCUGGGGCUGGCGGCGGCGGGGACGGCGGCGGCGGUGCUGGACGUGUGUGUCGACGGGUGGGUGGCGGCGGAGUACGCCUGGGGAGGGCAGCCCGGCUUGGCCGCCUUGGUGCUGGCUUUGCUGGCCAUCGCUUCGGUGGCCACGCAGGCCUGCAGCUGGCUCUGGCUCCGCUCCGACCCGCCCGCUCUCCGCCCCGACGUGCCCCAAUGGCUGGUCGCCGUCCUCCAUCUGCUCCAGCUCGGCUUCCUCUUCAGGUGCCUCCACGCUCUGAGGGUGGGCUGGAAGGUGUGCUGGGAGAAGGCGGAGGAGGAGGAGGAGCAGAGCCGUAUGGCCUUCCUCUCCCACGACAUCAGCAUGCUGCGCCUCUUCGAGACCUUCCUGGAGAACACCCCACAGCUCACCCUGCUCCUCUACGUUAUCCUGCAGACGGACAAGGCGGAGCCCUCCCAGGGACUGGGGAUCUGCACUGCGUUCCUGUGUGUGACCUGGUCUCUGCUGGACUACCACAAGUCCCUCCGCUCCUUCUUGCAGGACAAGUACGAGCUGAGCCGGCACUCCUCCAUCGUCUACUUCCUGUGGAACCUCUUCCUCAUCUGCCCCCGCAUCCUUGUGGUCGCCCUCUUCGCCCUGCUCUGGCCCUACAGUGUGGCUGUCCACUUCCCACUCGUGUGGCUGGCCAUGUUCCUUUGGGUCAGUCUCCAGGGCACGGACUUCAUGGAGUCGCCCGGCCCCGAGCAGCUCUACCGCGCCAUGGUGGCCGUGAUCCUCUACUUCAGCUGGUUCAACGUGGCACAGGGAAGGACGCUGUACCGCAGCAUCAUCUAUCACGGCUUCAUCCUGGUGGACAGCACGCUGCUGGCCUUGUCCUGGCUCUGGUGCCAGUACCCCUCUGAGGAGCACUCGUACCUCGUCCCGCUGGUCUCUGCUGCGCUGCCCUGCUACCUGCUGGGGCUGGCACUGAGAGUCGCCUACUACAAGUGGCUGCACCCCAACCUGCAGAUGCAGCAGGAAGGCAGCUAUGACGUGGUGGAUGCCAACGGCAGGACUGACGGGCUGGAGUUCCGCUCGCUCUCGGUGCCGGACCUCGUGAACAGGCGGAUGCAGUGGCUGGCCCAGGCCCAGUUCCCCAUCUCCUGGACAGUGGGGCAGCGCUUCCCGAAUGUGGCUGCUGCUCUUGAGUCUGCUAUCUGAGGCCGGCUCCUCCAAAGUGACUUGCUGGGGAGAUGAUAGAUUUGUUAGCCCUGCUCCUGCUUUGGCCCCCCCAGGCAGCUGGAGGGACCUGGCAGAAACCAGGGGUGAUGCGCAAGCACCCAUCGAGUCCCACGGCACAGCUCCCGUGGCUGUGCCCUCGGGGAGAGCCACAGUGUUCAUGGGGGGUCCAGCAUGUUGUGGUCAGCUUCUCUUGUUAUUUAUUAUUAGCCUUUUUAAAAAAAAAA